AUGGAGACUCGCAAGACGAAGCUCGGCGUGGACCAUCCCGACACGCUGAUUAGUAUGUCCAACCUGGCAUCGACAUAUCGGAACCAGGGCCGAUGGGAGGAGGCGGAACAGCUCAGCUUGCAGGUCAUGGAGACGAGCAAGACGAAGCUCGGCGUGGACCAUCCCGACACGCUGAUUAGUAUGUCCAACCUGGCAUCGACGUAUUGGAACCAGGGCCGAUGGGAGGAGGCGGAACAGCUCAACUUGCAGGUCAUGGAGACUCACAAGACGAAGCUCGGCGUGGACCAUCCCGACACGCUGACCAGUAUGUCCAACCUGGCAUCGACGUAUUGGAACCAGGGCCGAUGGGAGGAGGCGGAACAGCUCAACUUGCAGGUCAUGGAGACUCGCAAGACGAAGCUCGGCGUGGACCAUCCUGACACGCUGAUGAGUAUGUCCAGCCUGGCAUCGACGUAUUGGAACCAGGGCCGAUGGGAGGAGGCGGAACAGCUCAACUUGCAGGUCAUGGAGACUCACAAGACGAAGCUCGGCGUGGACCAUCCCUCUACGCUGACGAGUAUGUCCAACUUGGCAUCGACGUAUCGGAACCAGGGCCGAUGGGAGGAGGCCGAACAGCUCGACGUGCAAGUCAUGGAGACUCGGCCGAUGGGGGAGGCGGAACAGCUCAACUUGCAGGUCAUGGAGACUCGCAAGACGAAGCUCGGCGUGGAUCAUCCCUCUACGCUGACGAGUAUGGCCAACCUGGCAUCGACGUAUUGGAACCAGGGCCGAUUGGAGGAGGCCGAACAGCUUGACGUGCAGGUCAUGGAGACGAGCAAGACGAAGCUCGGCGUGGACCAUCCCGACACGCUGACCAGUAUGUCUAACGUGGCAUCGACAUAUCAGAACCAGGGACGAUGGGAGGAGGCGGAACAGCUCAACUUGCAGGUCAUGGAGACUCGCAAGACGAAGCUCGGCGUGGACCAUCCUGACACGCUGAUGAGUAUGUCCAGCCUGGCAUCGACGUAUUGGAACCAGGGCCGAUUGGAGGAGGCCGAACAGCUUGACGUGCAGGUCAUGGAGACUCGCAAGACGAAGCUCGGCGUGGACCAUCCCGACACGCUGAUGAGUAUGUCCAACCUGGCAUCGACGUAUUGGAACCAGGGCCGAUUGGAGGAGGCGGAACAGCUCAGCUUGCAGGUCAUGGAGACGAGCAAGACGAAGCUCGGCGUGGAUCAUCCCUCUACGCUGACGAGUAUGGCCAAUCUCGCUUUCACCUGGAAAUCUUCAGGGUAUGAUACCCAAGCCCUCGAGUUACUGCGAGAUUGCCUGACCAAGCAGAAGCAAAUACUUGGGCUUAAUCAUUACGAUACCAUAUCCAGUUCUCAAACUUUGCUGGAGUGGGAAACAAAGAUGUUGGAUAUUGGUAGGUAG
Molecule: messenger RNA, 1413 nt
Organism: Penicillium argentinense
Lineage: Eukaryota; Fungi; Ascomycota; Eurotiomycetes; Eurotiales; Aspergillaceae
Product: tetratricopeptide repeat protein
Exons: 2
Coding region: 1-1413 (470 amino acids)
Cellular component (GO): kinesin complex
Molecular function (GO): protein binding
Source: RefSeq, a predicted model, not a curated record